Penicillium expansum is the source of this 1080-nucleotide messenger RNA. RefSeq names its product zinc-binding alcohol dehydrogenase family protein. Bases 1 to 1080 code for a protein of 359 amino acids. Gene Ontology annotation, molecular function: oxidoreductase activity, acting on NAD(P)H. The transcript has a single exon. Lineage: Eukaryota; Fungi; Ascomycota; Eurotiomycetes; Eurotiales; Aspergillaceae. The record is from RefSeq and is a predicted model, not a curated record.
AUGAAAGCUCUCGUGGCAAGCCGAUCUCUGCCAAGGCAGAUACUGAAUCUCGCUUCCGGCUCUUCAUUCGGCCAAUGUGCACGAGUCAGGGACCUCCCGACUCCCCAAAUCGCCGACAGUGAGAUCCUGGUUCGAGUGCAAUAUGUUGCCCUCAACCCAAUAGACUUCAAAUACAUCGACUUUCUUGCUCCAAAUAAAAGUGUCAUCGGCUGCGAUUAUUCCGGGGAGGUGGCCGAGGUUGGGAAAGCCAUGGCGGGCCGUUGGAAAGUCGGAGACAAAGUAGCCGGCUUUGUUCAUGGUGGCCAGUACCCUGACAUCGGCUCGUUUGCUGAGUAUUUGAAAGUCGACGGGGAACUGGCCUGGAAGCUACCUGAUGAAAUCAGUCAUUCCGAGGCUGCAACAUACGGAGUCCCAGCAGCUACCGCCGUGCUUGCACUGUCAUAUCUUGAUAUCUCCUGGGAAGAUAUUUCCACGGGUUUAAAAGCAAACUCGUCUGAAAAAACGCCGAUUCUGGUUUACUCGGGUGGUUCUAAUGUGGGAUUGUUCGCUAUCCAAUUGGCCAAACGGGCAGGUCUUCACGUUGUUGUGACAGCAUCUCCACGGUCCUUCGAUCUUGUCAAACGUUAUGGUGCAGACGCCGUAUUCGACUACCAAUCACCUUCCGCAAUCAGUGAAAUUUCCAAAGCCUAUCCCAACAUUACUAAAGCUUUGGACUGCUUUUCAGAAGGCAAAUCUUCUCAAUUCUGUGCGGAGGUGCUGUCAAAGGGGAAAGUUAUAGUAUUGCUUGAUCAAGGCAAGCCGAAAAAGUUGGACAUUGAGUACAAAUUCCUCAUGGUUUACACUGUUUUUGGUCGUCAAUUCUCUUUGCUGGCACCAUUGGGUCCAGUGUUUCCGGUUGUACCCAACGACCACAAAGUUCUAAGUCAGUUUUAUGCUGAUCUAAGCCGAUUGUGCCAUGAUGUGAAGCCACCACCUGUUACAGUCACAAGCGGAGGAUUUGGUGGGAUAUUGGAAGGCCUUGAAAAACUUCGCAAAGGAGAAGCCCGGGGCACCAAGCUUGUUGUAGAGCUUUCCCAAUAA